Molecule: messenger RNA, 1391 nt
Organism: Selaginella moellendorffii
Lineage: Eukaryota; Viridiplantae; Streptophyta; Lycopodiopsida; Selaginellales; Selaginellaceae
Exons: 4
Coding region: 166-852 (228 amino acids)
Source: RefSeq, a predicted model, not a curated record
GAUCCUGGAGAAAAUCGAAAGUCAAGUUACAAACAUAUGCAAACAAUUGGAUGAAAUCGAACCUCAGCCCAGACGCUGCUGCAUUCGGCUUUUCAAAUAAACUGUAUCUCUUUUAGUUCUGGCAAGGCCGAGACCAGCAGCCGGCUCUCCGGAACGAAUAUCCGAAUGAGAACGAGAAGCCUGCCAUCCCUAGGGCUUAACGAGCAGACUUGUAAAUCUCGAAUAUGGCGGAUCCAGGUAGCUGCAUUUGGCUUCGUGCUGCUGGAAGCGGCUGUGCUGUGUCCAAUGCUGGGUGCCUUCGUGUCCUGCCCAAAGGGUCACCGUUUCAAGAUCUGCGCUUCAUGCGGGCAACAAAAUAAGGCUGGUCUUGUCUCCCACGAGCUCACUCUACUGGUUCAUGGAGCUUGCUGUGCUGGUGCAACUAUGGGUGACCAUCAAGCAAGAAAAGAGACAGCACUUUUCAGUGAAGCUGGAAUCGAUGCCGCAAUUCUGGUGAAUGCUUCCAGCUUGCUUCCUUUGUUCUUCUUAAAAGAGCGUCCAGGGUGCAUGGAUGCAGAAGGACCGGACCCAGCGAUCAGUCAACUGACAAGUCUCAAGGACAUCCUGAUCCAGCAAACUUACGGCCCCAUAGCACUAAAUUCAAGAGAGACCUGGAUGCUCGUGCAAAAGAAGAAGAGGAACUCUUCUACGUACGUUGGAACUCAGGCGUUCUCAUACCGGCUCGGUUCCCAAUCUCAACUUGCCGAGGCUUCUGCAAGCCGCCAGCACGGCCCUCCACACCACAGCAUCGCCCUCCACUGGAGAGCUUACCACGAAACGUACCAUCUCCUCAAACUUCCCGGCUCGCCCUAGAAGAUCGACCAUGCACACGUAGUACUUCGCAGCGGGGGCGAUCCCAUAGUUGCUCCUCAUCGACACAAAGCUGCAGUGAGCGUCCUAGAGCCCGGCGUGGCUACACGCCGAGAGGACGCUGACGAAGUUGAUGGAGUUUGGCAUGGUGUCGGAUCCCAUUUGCAUCACUCGGAAGAGCGUGAGAGCUCGCACCGCGUGGCCGUGGCGAUCGUAGGCUCCCACCAUUGCACUCCAGGUUAUCACGUCUUCUCUUCGCAGCUGGAAGAACAGCGUCCAGGCUCCCGUAUUUGCUGUAGAGAUUGAGCACUGCGUUGCCGAGUAGAACGUCCAGCUCCACUCCCCUCUCGCAAAUCCAGCCGUGGACUCGCUUGCCAUCUUUCAAGGAGGAGAUCUCCGUGCAGGCAAUGAUAGCGUUUACGGAAGUGUGGUUGUUCAUCCGGAAUCCUUCUAACUGCAUGUGUGAAUCGAGUACGAUUUUUCCAUGCUGGUACUGUACGUAGAUCGUGAUCAAGGCUUUCCACGACGUCGCAUCCUUGUGA